Messenger RNA from Pleurotus ostreatus (oyster mushroom), 1911 nucleotides. RefSeq lists its product as uncharacterized. The record is from RefSeq and is a predicted model, not a curated record. Gene Ontology annotation, molecular function: hydrolase activity, acting on ester bonds. The coding region runs from base 1 to 1911 and encodes 636 amino acids. The transcript is spliced from 6 exons. NCBI's taxonomy places the organism in Eukaryota, Fungi, Basidiomycota, Agaricomycetes, Agaricales, Pleurotaceae.
AUGUUCCCUAAAUUCGUUGCAUUGUUCGCUAUCGCAUGUGGGGCACUUGGGCUUGCACAGACGGUGUAUCUUGCAGGUGACUCGACCAUGGCCAGGGGUGGAGGUGGGUCCGGAACUGAAGGAUGGGGUCAAUUUCUGGCACAAUACUUGACCAUCCCGGUCGUCAAUAUGGCUAUCGCUGGGAGGAGUGCCCGAAGCUACACGGAAGAAGGCAGAUUCCAAACGCUCAUCAAUACUGCGAAGAGCGGUGAUUUUGCGAUCAUCGAGUUUGGCCAUAACGACGGAACGGCCAAUCCGGACAACGGAAGACAAGAUGCGGUCGGCGAUGGGUACGAUACAACAUCCUUGGUAACCGCAGCAAACGGGACUACUUUCCUCGUGCAUUCUUUCCCCUUUUAUAUACAAAAUGCCGUCGACGCGCUGAAAGCGAAAGGGGCUAUUCCCAUCAUCUCGUCGCAGACACCAGACAACCUGUGGACAGGAACCAAGCUAUCGCCCCCCUCAAGAUUCGUUGCAUAUGCAGCAACUACGGCUGGUCGAACAUCUGUGUCAUAUAUUGACCACUUCGCUUACGUCGCGCAAGCCUAUCAGGCACUCGGACAAACGGCUACUACCGCCUUCUACCCCAUAGACCAUGUGCACACAUCACCGGCAGGUGCCAACGUGGUAGCCCAAUCGUUUGUCCGGGGGCUCCUUUGCGGUAGCAGCUCGUUGAAAAGCAGGGUAAAUUCCGCCGGUCAAUCAGUUCCGAAUGGAUUAUCACGCACAGCUCUCCUUGAGAUCCAGAUGCUCUCUUCAUGGCGCAAGCAUGACAACAAAGACACGAACGACCCCCAAGAAGCGACGGCCGGCAGAGGUAACAGCCUCGAGGUCACCGGUACAACCAUCGAUGAUCCUGUAGUCGAUGACGACGAAAAGUACCGCAAACGGGCUACUACCACUGCCAUAUCUACACCUCACGAUGCCGUCCUCGCAGAGCUUCAGGGCUCGCACCAGAACAUCGAUCUCUCCGCCAGGAUAGAGGAGCAAGGGCUUCCUGAGCUCUUGGUGGGGCUUGAUGCACCGUUCCAUGACUCGGAGUACGUGCAAAGGACAUACAUGCCUGAUCAAAUACAGGACCCGUUCACUGGGGCCCCGCUUGGACUACUUGCUGCUGGAAGUGAACCAAAAACGAAUCUAUUCUCCUUGCGUCAUCAGGAUAUGUGGACCCACUUAUCCAAAGUCCUCGAGCUUCAAGGUGAAAUCGCAAAGUUACACAUCGAUAUGGAGGGUAUUACGGCGAGCGGGGGGCUAUCGGGUGGGCAUGGCAAAGGCAGUGGAUCCUCAAAUCAGAGGUCGAAGAUGUCUUGGGACUUGGACCAUGGGAAGGCUUUGAAUAUCCGCAGGGAUACAUUACCGACUAAGGCCGGUGAGCCAGGACCCGAGGGUGACGGUGAGGACAUGGACGUUGGAGUGGAGGAAGACGAGGAAGCCACUAAGAAGAAGGCGCGCGAGGAGGAGUUUGCGAACCUUGCGAGCAAGUUUGAGGGUCGCAAAGCGAAGGUUGACGCUAUCAUGGAUAAGUUGGGUGAUUUGUCGAAGGCAUUGACGGAAUUCCAUGCGCUACAAGCACCUGUCCUGGCCUUCUCUGGGAGUUCGACCCCACAUCAACCUUCUGCACCACCCCUCGAGCGAGGAUCGAAGCCGCAUGUUUCCCCCGUAUCAACUACAUCAACUGGAGAGGGGAUACAUCCCCCUCAAGAUCUCACAUAUGGCGAAAAUGCUCCUGAGCGUUCGACUAUGGGAGUAAAGAGCUUGCCGUAUAUCAAGACGGCUAACGUCUUAGCCGGGUUUCCGCCUGGUGUGCAUCAUCCACCAGGCAUUACAGACAGUCCGAAGUCAAUAGGAAGUUUGAUCGAUCCAGAGACAUAG